AUGUCGUCUACAUUUCCAUAUAUCCUAAGUCACACUAACCAACUAACCAUGGCUACAAAAACAGGAGUUUUCAUCGUGGGCGCAAAACGGACAGCUUUUGGCACAUUUGGUGGAAAACUGAAGAAUACAUCAUCAACGGAUCUUGGAGUCAUCGCUAGCAUAGCAGCUUUAAAACACGCCAAUGUCAAACCUGAUGACAUCGACCAUGUCAUAUUUGGAAAUGUUGUUCCUAGUGCCAAAGACGGAAUCUAUCUCUCUCGUCACAUCGGCCUCAGAAGCGGUGUUCCACAGGAAGUUGGUGCCUUUACCGUAAAUCGACUAUGUGGAUCUGGCUUCCAAGCUCUAGUCAAUGCUGCUCAGCAAAUCAAGCUCGGCGAAUCAAAACUCGUCCUUGCUGGAGGCACAGAAAAUAUGACACAGGUUCCAUUUGCUGUAAGGAAUGUACGGUUUGGAACAGCUCUUGGCAUGAAGUAUGAAUUCGAAGAUAUGUUGUGGGAAUCACUUACUGACAGCUAUGCAAAAUCAGCUAUGGGACAGACAGCAGAGAAACUCGGAGCACAGUACAAGGUCACUAGAAAAGAUGCUGAUGAAUUUGCACUACGAUCCCAGCAGCUGUGGAAGAAAGCGCAAGAUGCAGGAUAUUACAAAGAAGAAAUCACAUCAAUGAAAGUGAAGGGCAAGAAGGGUGAAGAGACUUUUGAGGUGGAUGAGCACCCUCGACCUUCGACUACAAUGGAGAGUCUGUCAAAAUUGAAACCUGUGUUCCAAAAGGAUGGUCUCAUUAAUGCAGGAAAUGCUUCGGGUAUAUCUGAUGGUGCAGCAGCUAUGGUUGUCGCUGGCGAAGAUGCCAUAAAUAGGAACGGUUUGAAACCGCUUGUACGAGUGGUUGCCUACGCUGCCGUUGGCUGCGAUCCCACAAUCAUGGGUAUUGGUCCAGCUCCAGCCAUCCGACAAGUUUUGAAACAAACUGGCAUGAAGAUGAACGAUAUCGACAUCUUUGAACUUAAUGAAGCCUUCGCUCCCCAAGCGCUGGCGGUACAACGAGAGCUAGGAAUCCCUAUGGAGAAAUUGAAUUUGAAUGGUGGUGCCAUCGCUCUUGGACAUCCUCUUGGCGCAUCAGGGGCACGAAUUAGCGUACACCUUACGCAUGAGCUCAAAAGGCGCAACUUAAAGUAUGGCAUAGGAUCAGCAUGCAUUGGAGGAGGACAGGGUAUUGCCGUGCUUUUUGAAAACGUUCAAUGAAUAUGGGCUUGUUCAACUGCAUCGACGAAAUUGGUCUAUUUACCACUUUCGAACGAAAUCGGAACAAACAAUGUGUAUUUCUACCUCUUUGAUUGCUACAAGAAUAAAGAUUGAUAUGAUGUC
This is a messenger RNA of Cylicocyclus nassatus, 1365 nucleotides long. The record is from the annotation of a GenBank genome assembly. NCBI's taxonomy places the organism in Eukaryota, Metazoa, Nematoda, Chromadorea, Rhabditida, Strongylidae.